Pseudophryne corroboree (corroboree frog) is the source of this 2026-nucleotide messenger RNA. RefSeq names its product solute carrier family 25 member 26 (gene SLC25A26). Gene Ontology annotation, molecular function: S-adenosyl-L-methionine transmembrane transporter activity. The transcript is spliced from 10 exons. The record is from RefSeq and is a predicted model, not a curated record. Gene Ontology annotation, cellular component: mitochondrial inner membrane. The coding region runs from base 153 to 956 and encodes 267 amino acids. Lineage: Eukaryota; Metazoa; Chordata; Amphibia; Anura; Myobatrachidae.
AUUGCAGUCUCGCUGAGCUGUGCUCGCCGAGGGAUAGGACUGUUGUCCCCGCUGUACAGGUCACCCUGUGUUGAUACUUGUCUCAGACAUGUGAGCAGCAGCAGAGUGUGGACUGAUGUGCAGGAGGAAGAGUGCCUGCAGCUGGGGGACACAUGGAGAGGAGAGACUUCCUCACACCCUUGCUGGCCGGCGGCACAGCUGGCAUGUGUGUGGACCUCAUCUUAUUUCCACUUGACACCUUUAAAACCAGACUGCAAAGCCCUCAGGGAUUUUCCAAAUCCGGUGGUUUCCGUGGCAUCUAUGCGGGCGUUCCUUCCACUGCUAUCGGAUCUUUUCCAAAUGCUGCUGCUUUUUUUGUGACUUAUGAAACCGUGAAAUGUUUAUUUCACUCUGGCUCCUCUCCAUACUUAUCAGCUUUAACUCACAUGGGAGCUGCCGCUAUGGGGGAAGUGGUAGCGUGUCUCAUUCGUGUACCUUCAGAAGUGGUAAAGCAAAGAGCGCAAGUGUCGCCGUCCUCCACCACCUAUCAGAUGUUCUCUAGCACUCUGCGGCAAGAGGGAAUACGGGGCCUGUACCGAGGAUAUAAAAGCACAGUACUCCGAGAGAUCCCGUUUUCAUUGGUUCAGUUUCCACUCUGGGAGUUUUUAAAGGAUCUCUGGUCAUGGAGGCAGAGCGCUCCGUUGGAUUCUUGGCAGUCUGCAGUCUGUGGAGCUUUUGCAGGUGGAUUUGCAGCUGCAGUUACGACACCCCUGGACGUAGCGAAGACCCGUAUAAUGCUAGCAAAGGUUGGAUCGAAUACUGCAAGCGGAAACGUGUUGUUUGCACUGAGUGACGUAUGGAGAACACAUGGCGUUACAGGAUUAUUUGCCGGCAUUGUCCCCAGAAUGACCGCGAUCAGCCUCGGAGGUUUCAUCUUCCUGGGGGCUUACGACAAAGUGCGCAGUUUGCUUCUGUGAAGAAUCCAAUGGAACCUGCAGAAUGAAGCCGCUGCAAGUUACACUGUCCACGUGUUUAUAGUUAUACCAAGACACUAUGUGGACAGGAAACGAUGGUCUGCUACAGUCCCUGCAAAAUCACAACGUUUCACUCAAGCACAAAGAAAUCUUCAGCUAAUAUUAUGUCUGAAACCCUCCAUAUGUUAAUGCAGUUUAUGACAUGUGACAAGUAGACUCCUACAUUACAGCAUCAGUAUAUCCAGGUGAAACUAGAACAGUAUUACACCAAAAGACAAUACUUCACCCUUUCAAAGGAAAAUCCAUUAUACUGUAUGAAGCAUAGCACUCCUGCUGUUAUUCCAGUCCCUUCAGUAUAUCUGGCCGGUAUCCGGACUCCAGGUCGACAGCACAAAGGUCGACACACCUUAGGUCGACGCCAAUUGGUCGACACACCUUAGGUCGACAUGGACAAAAAGUCGACAGGAACAAGGUCGACAUGAGUUUUUCACGAUUUUUUUCUUUUUUUGAACCUUUUCAUACUUAACGAUCCACGUGGACUACGAUUGGAACGGUAAAGUGUGCCGAGCGAAGCGAAGGCACCAUGCCCGAAGCAUGGCGAUCGAAGCGAGCCAUGUGAGGGGACGCGGUGCACUAUUUGGGGUUCCCGGUCACUCUACGAAGAAAACGACAACAAAAAAACAUAAAAAACUCAUGUCGACCUUGUUCCAUGUCGACCUUGUCCAUGUCGACCUUUUGUCCAUGUCGACCUUUUGUCCAUGUCGACCUAAGGUGUGUCGACCAAUUGGCGUCGACCUAAGGUGUGUCGACCUUUGUGCUGUCGACCCUCAGUCCCAGACCCAUCUGGCCGCACCAAUUACCAGAAAUCGCGCUACUCAGGAACAAGGCCUUGAUGUGAUUCAACGUUGCAGAGUAGAUUAAGAAUCACAGCAGCAUACGCCUUAUAGAGACUGUUAUUUUAACAUUAUUGUCUAUUGAUCAUUUAUUUUACUGCAUUUUGUUUUUAGCAAAAUGUGAGAUGAAGCCUGAAUUUGUCACCUGAACUUUCUAAUUAAAUAAGGUUUUCAAGGAAA